Messenger RNA from Dentiscutata heterogama, 790 nucleotides. NCBI's taxonomy places the organism in Eukaryota, Fungi, Glomeromycota, Glomeromycetes, Diversisporales, Gigasporaceae. The record is from the annotation of a GenBank genome assembly.
AUGGCGGAAAAAAGAAAAAGAAAAGAAACAGCAUGCGAAUUCUGUCGCGGUCAAAAAAAAAGGUGUGAAGGAGGAAUAAUCGGUGAGGACCCCUGCGAGAAUUGCGGUCGGAAAGGAAAAAGUUGUUCUUACUUAGAAAAUUCUUCAAAAAGUGAUCCAUCAUCUCAUAAUUAUGUCUUGCAACUGCAAACCAAUAAAUCACCAGAAUUUCUAAGCGCUGGAGAUAUUUCACAAAUGCGAUCCGAUUAUCAUGACUUCGGUGGGCCACUAGAAGUUGCAAAUGUGGAUGGUGAUAUCUUACAAACGCAAGUCGAUGAGUCAUCAGAAACUACCAAUGUGGGUGGUGAUAUCUUACAAACGCGGGCCGAUUUUGAUGGUACAAAUGUGGAUGGCGAUAUCUUACAAACCGACUUCGAUGGGUUACUAGAAGUCACAAAUGUGGAUAGUGAUAACUUACAAACGCAAGCCAAUCUCUAUAAGUCACCAGGAUUAGCAAGUAUUGAUAUCGAUGUCUCUCAAUUCCGAAAUGGGUUCGAACUUACAAAUACGGACGGCAAUCAAUCUGAAAUAUCUCUAGAGUAUGUUAAUAGUCUUCAUAAGACCAACAUUCAUCAAGUGAUGAUCAAUAAUGAUAUUUGUAAAGCAUCACAAGUCAUUCAACAAUUAAGCUGUUUAAAUUUAAUUUUAUCGAAGAAUCAAAAUAUGCAAUCUCAAAUGCUUUGGGCAGAACGUCUUGAUAAUCUACAUACGACCUUAGAUUCAUACUCCUCCUACUUUGGUCAAUUAUUAG